Messenger RNA from Mauremys reevesii (Reeves's turtle), 1725 nucleotides. It is a transcript of the gene GSR, whose product is annotated as glutathione-disulfide reductase. Gene Ontology annotation, molecular function: glutathione-disulfide reductase (NADPH) activity; NADP binding; flavin adenine dinucleotide binding. The coding region runs from base 21 to 1445 and encodes 474 amino acids. NCBI's taxonomy places the organism in Eukaryota, Metazoa, Chordata, Testudines, Geoemydidae. The record is from RefSeq and is a predicted model, not a curated record. Gene Ontology annotation, biological process: cellular response to oxidative stress; glutathione metabolic process; cell redox homeostasis. Gene Ontology annotation, cellular component: cytosol; mitochondrion. The transcript is spliced from 13 exons.
CCGCCGCCGCCGCGCGCUCCAUGCCCGCACUCCGCUCCCUGCCGCCUCGAGCCAUGGCCGCCGCCUUCGACUACCUGGUGCUGGGAGGCGGCUCGGGCGGGCUGGCGAGCGCGCGGCGCGCGGCCGAGCUCGGGGCCCGCGUGGCUGUCGUGGAGCAUCAGCGCUUGGGGGGCACCUGCGUGAAUGUUGGAUGUGUACCAAAAAAGGUGAUGUGGAACACAGCUGUCCACUUUGAAUUCAUCCAUGAUCAUGCUGAUUAUGGCUUUGAAACCCCCGAUGUUAAGUUUAAUUGGCGAGUGAUUAAAGAAAAGCGUGAUGCUUAUGUGAGCCGCCUGAAUGGGAUCUAUCAAAAUAACUUAAACAAGGCUCACAUAGAAACCAUUCAUGGCCAUGCAGCUUUUACAUCUGAUCCUGAGCCUACGGUAGAAGUCAAUGGUAAAAAAUAUACAGCUCCCCACAUCCUUAUAGCUACAGGUGGGCGACCAUCAAUUACCCAUGACAGUGAAAUCCCUGGUGCCAGCUUGGGAAUCACCAGUGAUGGGUUUUUUGAACUUGAAGAAUUGCCCAGGCGCACUGUUGUUGUUGGUGCUGGAUACAUUGCUGUGGAGAUAGCCGGAAUCCUUUCCACACUAGGAUCAAAGACAUCCUUACUGAUACGUUAUGACAAGGUGUUAAGGACUUUUGAUUCAAUGAUCAGCGCAAACUGUACUCAGGAACUGGAGAAUGCUGGCAUAGAAGUCUGGAAGCAUUCACUGGUCAAGUCGGUUACAAAAUCUCCUCUUGGAUUGUUGGAGGUAACGGUAAUGUCCACUGCGCCUGGUCACAAACCCACAGUUAGCACAAUCCCGGAUGUUGACUGUCUGCUGUGGGCCACUGGACGAGAUCCAAACACUGAGGGGCUUAAUCUAGACAAACUGGGUCUUAAGUUAGACGCUAAAGGUCACAUUGUAGUGGAUGAGUUCCAGAACACCAGCAGGAAAGGGAUCUACGCUGUCGGGGAUGUAUGUGGAAAAGCACUCCUGACCCCAGUUGCAAUAGCAGCUGGAAGGAAACUGGCACACAGACUGUUUGACGGCAAGCAGGAUUCCAAACUCGACUACAGCAACAUUCCUACCGUGGUCUUCAGCCACCCGCCAAUCGGAACGGUGGGACUCACGGAAGAGGAAGCCAUUUCUACAUAUGGAAGAGAGAAUGUGAAGAUCUACACCACCUCUUUUACCCCCAUGUAUCACGCUGUAACUCAAAGGAAAACUAAGUGUGUCAUGAAACUGGUUUGUGCCGGCAAAGAAGAGAAGGUGGUGGGACUACACAUGCAGGGCCUAGGAUGCGACGAAAUGCUGCAAGGUUUCGCUGUAGCAGUCAAAAUGGGAGCAACAAAGGCCAGCUUUGAUGAGACGGUUGCCAUUCACCCAACUUCAUCAGAAGAGCUGGUCACGCUCCGUUGAAAGGUGGUGAAUUUCUGGUGCUUGCAAACAGAUCUGUAAUGUGGCAGCCAAAAAACUAGACUUGCCGAAUCAUGAUUUUUCUUCUUGGUGCCACUUUUGCAAACUUCCUUUUCUAUGACACUCCAGAUAAUAAUCAGAUUCUUCUGUUUUUGUAAUCUAUGAAUAUAUGUAGAAAAAAACAUAGAGAUGUCCAAAAAACCAGUUCAUCUCAUCCAAACAGCUUGGUUUCUUGAAGCGUCAAUUGGUUUAGAGUGAAAAAUAAACAAAAUGGUUUAAAAUC